AUGAAAUCGUCCGACGACGACAAGCUGUACCGUGUCAGUCCUCGCAAACCGCAAAUUCCGACCGACUCUUGGAAGUGAGUAUUUUAUAGAACAAUAAAACUAAAUAAUUAUAACAAUACAAAUAAUACAAACGUUAUUACGUUACAACGGCCGAUGUGUUAGCCCCGUUCAAAAAACCUAAACUAUUCAUAUUGUGUGUAGGCAGACAUUAGGAUUCGUGGAGCUAUAAUACGCGUAAAUAUUGAAAUCGCAAAUGCCUUUAAAAACCGUAACGCCUUUAAAUUAUAAUGCGGACGAAAGCUUUUUAUAAUGCCAGUGUACAAUAAUUUGUCUAAUACAAAAAAUCAAACAACCGCCGGCAAGGGGUGGGUAGUAUUUUUUCGGUGAAUUUUUAUUUUUUCUUUCCGUAUGCCUACCCCUUUGGCUUAUCGGAUGUUGUCUCGUUAUAUGUAUAUAAAAAAAAAAAAAAAAUACAAUAAUGCAAUAUUGUAGUUAAUCGAAAUAAUAUAGUAUAAUUAUUAUGUGCGUUGUAUUCGGCACUUAAAUCUAGUUCAAAUAAUAAUUAUUUACAUCUAUUAUUAUUAUGGCGUAUUACAAGAUUAUUAGUUUGUUGUUUUUUUUUUUCACGCCUGAAUAAAUUUAAUUUCCACGGUAGACCUACUUUUUAGAGUGCCUAUAUAUAAUUAUAAAUCCUUAUACUUGUAUUGAUAAUGCGAACCUUAUAAAUUAUAAUUAACACAUUAUUAUGAUAAUGUAAAAAUAAUAAUCAGUCUAAAUAUUGUAGUUUUCAACGUUGUAUUCUAUUCGGGUCAGUAGACUAAAUUCACGAAAAAAAAAAAAGUCGGACACAUCAUAGUUCGCACCAUGUGUACUGAGGCGAUUGACAUUGUAGGCGGGAAGUUCGGAUGAUAUUAUGUAUGAACGAUGGUGGUGAAAAGGGCGGUACAGUUUAGUUCGUACGCCGAUAGCGACGAUAACAAUCGAAAACCAAAUCUGAGCGAACCCCGGUGUAAACUGAUAUUUAUCGUGUAUACGGUUAAAUCAAUUGUUUUCAAAUAAAAUAUCGCCGGGCGAAAAUCCGCAUCUUUCGAGGUAUUCUUACGGCGUGAUAAAGCCGGGAUGGCGUUUUUAUCGAAAAUCAUAAUUAUUUAAUAUUUAAAUUAAAUCGGAAAAAAAAACACAUGUCUUAUAGUAAAAUAGCUUCUUCGCCUUACGCGUACAUUAUGUCUAAAAAUGUCGAAUCUAAAACUCGCCUAAUAUUAGUUGAAACGAGUCGAGAUUUCGAGAUAACAUUUUUUAUAUUCUGUUUCGUAUUAUGUACACUUAUAUUAACAAACACCUACAUUUUUAGUGCGUCGUUACUAUAAAAGAACAUCGGUUUUUUUUUUUUUUUAAUAAAAUGUAUACAAUUCUCCAAUAGAAGAUUUAUACAUUGUCGCUAAUGUAUCUUGUAAAACUACGUUUGAAAACAUACCGCACGUAAACUAUAUGAUUCGUUGAACGAUUUUUUCUCCUCUUCGAUUGUAUAAAUUAUAAAUACAAAAAAAAAUACAAAUAUAUAAAAAAAACACACCACCAGUUUAUUGAUUUUGUAUUAUUGUCAAUCCUGAUCAGUGGACAAAAAAAAAAAAAAGUAAUAAAUACAAUAAGAAGAAGCGAUAAAAAUGUGCUUUCUCCUUUGUAUACAAUUCCAGCAGCGAGUACCCUGUACAAUAUUAUAAACUGUUUUUAUUUAAAACUUAAGUGAACAUUAGUAUAAUUGCGAAUACAACAGUAUAAAAUAUUAUCAUUAAUCAUCAAUCAUUAUAAAUUAUGACGUCAUCCAAUUUGGUUCGUGAUCAAACAAGGGUAAAACAGGGAUCAAAUAUUUUUUCUUCAAUACCUACAUACAGUAACGUUGGUUCACAUGUUCGGUUUUUUUUUUAAUAUUCGAACAACCGGAAUCCGAUACCCGGAUAGUUGACAAAUCCGAAUGUUCGUUACCUUUCGGAUAUUCAUAUACGAAUAGUAUUUAGAUUUCUGUACUCUCGACGGUUUUUAAAUAUUCAUUUUUAUUGCGACUCGCGAGAUAAAUUCUACGAGACGCUAAAUCUUAGUAUAAUAUUAUAAUAAUAUAUAUUUGAUGAGUUCUUUCGACGGUUUUGCGGAGCUGAUACUCGAUUACAUACGUUUUAUGAAUACUCGGUCAAUAAAGUCGUCUGGACAGUACAGUAGGUACGUGUACGUGUAAAGAAACGUGGAUCGCGGAUAUUCGAAUAGCGGGUAAGGCGGGUGUAGUGGGUAGAGAGGGUAGUAGGCAAGAUAGGUUAUUCGGGCCAAAGAAACGCGCACCGUAAAAACGCUCGUCCGGGCGUCGGGGCGUUUUGAAAAUUAUUUUCGAACGCCUCAGCCCGGUUCGCGGUCAACACGCCGGAAUGUAAAACAUAUUGUGCGCGUACAUUUUAUAAUUUUUUCGGGAUUAUCUCGUCCGGUGCGCGACGAGAAAAAGGUCCGGAUAAAACGGAGAUCGAUGAGAUCGAACGAUGACGCGCGUACCCGACGAUGUGUACCAAUAUCCGAACGUAACGCGUGCAAAUUAUUGUUAGGUAUUUCAGCGUGUCGCGCGCAUUGUCAAGUCGAGUAGGUACAAACAUCAGACAAACGUAUCGUGAACGACGGAUCGUAUUAUUAUUAUUAUUAUUAUUUUUUUAACAUCUAUUUUAGAGAAUUUUCUCCGACCGGGCCGCACUAGAUUUGCAUAUGUUUUUUUUUUUUUUUUGUACGCGAGUUACGCCCGAGCUAUACAUCACUACUACGGUUUUUUUUUUUUUCCGAUAAUUUAUCUACUAUUAACAAACGCUAAACGAUCUGCUGCUCAUAUAUAUAUAGGUUACGUUUUAGUCUGCAUCUCAACUCUCGACGUUCAACUUUUGUUCGCUUUUAUUAUUAUUUUUUUUUUUUUUAAGGAAUCGUGCUAGAAGUUUGACGGGUAAUGUUAAGCGCCGAUGUACACGUAUAUCUGGACAAAGUGGAAGUUUCGAGUUCCUUAUUUCUUACUGUAAAAGAUUCAAAUAUCGUAGACUCGGAUAUUCUUUGUGUUCUUAA
Messenger RNA from Cinara cedri, 3084 nucleotides. The record is from the annotation of a GenBank genome assembly. NCBI's taxonomy places the organism in Eukaryota, Metazoa, Arthropoda, Insecta, Hemiptera, Aphididae.